UUUCGCAUUGUGAUGACGUAAGGUGGCUUGAGACCAGGCAGCUGCUUUGUUACUUGUUACAGUCAGUCUCUUCAUUCCUUUUUUAUGUGAGUUAGUCAAACGUUAGUGAAAUGACUUUAGCAGGAGCGUGCAUAAGGCCGAUUGCAUUUAUCAAAUCCAAGGGUCAGACUUCUCUGUUGAAAACCUAUAUGUGUUUUUCAAGUGCGAUUACUGCUCAGCAGGGAAAAUCAGAUAAAAAAAACUGGACGCAAAAGCGCAAGAAGCAUGUGUUAAAUGCCCACCUGUCUUGGGAAGAAAAAUUGGCUGAUGCGGUCACGCCUUUAUGGAGACUCAGUUAUGAUGAUCAACUUGGGCUGAAACAGAAACACCAGGAAAGGAUACUGUCCCGACUUUCUGGCCAGCUUUCAAAGGGAACUUUGUCCCAACCACAGUCAUCACCUAUCGAUGGUAACCUCAGCUUCCCACUUCUGCCUAUUUUACCAUCACCAGUCAGGGAUGGCUACCGCAACAAAUCCACUUUUUCUGUCAACAUUGGAGUGGAUGGCAAUCCAAAGACAGUUGGGUUCUAUGUUGGCACAGGCAGGAAAAGAAACAUAUUUUGUUUCAGUGGAGACCAGCUCCUCAACAUGCCAGAGAAACACAAAUUGGUGGCCAGAUGUUACCAGGAUUUCAUCCGACUUUCUCCCCUGGAUCCCUGCCUCCUGUUCCACACCGGGGGUCACUGGAGAGAGGUCACAGUGAGGACAAAUGCAGAGGGCCACACAAUGGCCAUUGUGUACUUUCAUCCACAGACACUCACCCCAGCAGAGAUAGGGGUCCAUAAAGCGGACCUUCUUGAUUACUUCACUCAGGGCCCUGGGGCAGUCUGUGGGCUGGAUUCAUUGUACUUUCAGGAGAGCUCCAUGACUCGCACUAGUCAUGAGGAGUCCCCUUACCAGCUCCUUCAUGGCAAGCCACACAUAUACGAGGAGGUGCUGGGGUUCAAGUUUCGCAUCUCACCUGAUGCCUUUUUCCAAGUAAACCAGACAGCCGCUGAGGUACUCUAUAGCACAGUUAGAGACAUAUGUUUCCCAAACCCACAUAAAGGGGAAGGUAGAUCAAGGUUAGGAGGUACCCUCCUAGAUGUAUGCUGUGGGACAGGUGCCAUUGGAAUUACUCUGUCUCCGAUGGUAGACAAAGUCAUUGGCAUAGAGCUCAUAGAGCAAGCAGUGGAAGAUGCCAGACAUAACACAACAUUAAACACUAUAAUGAACUGCGAGUUCCUUGCUGGAAGAGCAGAGGUCAUCCUCCCGGACCUUUUGCCUCAGUUGAGCUCCUCAGAUGGAGAUCUCACAGCAGUGGUGAACCCGUCCCGAGCUGGCCUGCACUACCGCGUGAUCCGUGCUCUAAGAAACCAGUCUGAAAUUCGAAGACUUGUCUAUAUUUCGUGUAAACCAGAUGGAGAAGCCACGAGGAAUUUCAGAGAACUAUGUUGUGCUCCAAAUCCACAAAAGAAACUCAGAGGAGAGGCAUUUACCCUAAAUUUGGCUAUUCCUGUGGAUAUGUUCCCUCAUACUCCACAUUGUGAACUGGUGCUACUUUUUGAGAGAUAGUAGAUAUUUUCCCUGAAAAGGUAGCCUUUAAUGUAAGGUGUCAGUUGACUCGGUCUUUCUGUUCUGUGAGAAAAAAUGCUUUGUUAAAGUUGCCGU
Molecule: messenger RNA, 1688 nt
Organism: Lampris incognitus (smalleye Pacific opah)
Lineage: Eukaryota; Metazoa; Chordata; Actinopteri; Lampriformes; Lampridae
Gene: trmt2b
Product: tRNA methyltransferase 2 homolog B
Exons: 2
Coding region: 111-1592 (493 amino acids)
Biological process (GO): RNA processing
Molecular function (GO): tRNA (uracil(54)-C5)-methyltransferase activity, S-adenosyl methionine-dependent
Source: RefSeq, a predicted model, not a curated record